Molecule: messenger RNA, 2208 nt
Organism: Haemonchus placei
Lineage: Eukaryota; Metazoa; Nematoda; Chromadorea; Rhabditida; Trichostrongylidae
Source: the annotation of a GenBank genome assembly
CUGUAUGAAGAACACCAGAGCUGUAAUAGCGGCGGACCGCGUGCGGCAAAUCGAUUACACAAAACCGACCCUACUUUCAUAUAUGUGAAUCAAUUUCAGCUGGAACCGGAAGCACCUAUUAUGGCCAAAAACGCACCACCUGGUGUAUUAGGGUCACGCUAUGUUGUUCAAACUAAUGCAUUUGGCGUGCAGCUGGAGAAGCCGAUGGCUUUUUGGCGAUAUGAUGUCGUAAUCUCUGCAGAGAUUGGAUCCGCAAAGAGGCCCGUCUUUUUCACGAAGAAAGGACGAGACGAGUACGUUGUUGUUUUUAUUCUUUCAUUGAAGAAUAUUCAUUUUUUCGACGAUCCCGACCAGUUGUGGUAUGAUGGACAGAGUAUCUUGUUCUCAGGAAAAGAUCUGUUCAAAAAUCUACUAUUGAAUUCACGUAAUCUGUUCAUAAUCACGGAAGAGCCUCUUAAUAAUGUCGUUUUCUUUCUCAUACGCAUCACUAAUGUUUUCUAUUGCUUUCAGAUGUCGCUGACAGAGAAAGAGUUAUUGACGAGGACAGCCAAUUCAGAUCUCUCCCAAAAUGACCGUUCUAUUACACAAUUCAUGGAACUUGUCUUUAAUCAAAUGUUCAGUUGCAGGCAAGAGCAUGCUGUGUUUGAGAAUGGAAAGGUAUUCAUGAGCCAUCCAUGGAAUUUCGGCUUCCAUCAGCAAGAUUGUCCAAGCGUUGGUGGUGGGAAAAGACUCUUCCCUGGUACACAGAAGAGUGUCCGGUUUAUCGAGGGGCCAGGUGGACGUAAUUACAAUAACCCUGCUCUCAUCAUUGACGCAAAAAAGGCGGCAUUCCACGAAGAACUACCCUUGAUUGAAAAGGCAAAACAUAUUCUCAAUGACAAUCUGCUGGAGAGGGUGACAGAAAUAGGACUCGAGCGACUGAAUGCUGGGAUGAAAGGCUAUCUCAUUAACAUUUCUGAUGUACGAGUCAAUGAAUUUCUUUACAGAUUCGAGGACCGCGAUGGACGAAGGAUUUCAGUGCGUGAUUAUUUUGAGGAAAAGUAUAAAAUAAGGCUAUUACCGAUGCAAAGGGUCACUAUUCCACAGCAGACGCCAGACCAGAGUCAAAAAGCGACUAGGAGCUGUGCCGUCCCACCUGGUGAACGACAGGACAAUAUAGCUCGAGGGGCACGAGCUUUGAAGCUGCUUGGGUCCGACGACAAUCCUUUCGUUUCGAAUGCAGGGUUGUAUAUCUAUAAGGAUCCCAUAAAGGUAUCGACCUUGAAGUGCAGUAACUUCGUGUCUAACAAUCUUACAAAGUGCUGUCUCAGGUCACUGGAAGGUAAUUCAUUCCAUGUUUGUAUUUUUCUACGCAUGGUUACAAUGGAAAAUAUCCUACUCAAAGCUAAUUUGAAACUAGGAGGCUUGAAUUAUGAGAUCGAUAUGAACGGAAAUUGGAUACGGCUUGGACGUCUUUUUUUGGGAAUAGGUGUGAGUCAUCCACCACCAUCGCAAAAUUUCGACGAGAGAUCAGUGCCUUCAGUUGUUGGGUACGCUGCAAACUUCAAAGCUAACAGUUAUGAUUUUGUUGGCGAUUACCUUUUCCAGAGUUCUAGGAGGGAAGAAGUAGGUUCACUGACAGUGAAUAUAAAUCCAGAUCUAAAUGUUUUGCCGAAAUUCGCCCAAAACCAUGGUAAUAAAUUUCCAAGGGAUCUCAUAAUUUAUAGAAGUGGUCUCUCCGAAGGAUCAUUCAGCACGAUACUCACUCACGAAAUUCCACUUCUUCGAGGAGCCCUAGCUGCAUUAGGAGCGAAGAAUGUAAAAAUUGUAUUUAUAGUUGCUCAAAAGGAACAUAAUGUUCGGCUAAUGUUGGAACGUAUUGAUCGCACCCGCAGGCCUACUGAACAAAAUAUUCCUCCGGGUGUUGUUGUUGAUGAGGGCCUCACCCACCCAUCAUUCAAGGAAUUCUAUCUCAAUUCUCACAUUACAUUACAGGGAUCUGCGCGCACACCACGAUAUACCGUACUUGUUGACGAUCUCAAUCUCUCUAUGGACGAACUUGAAGGAAUGACAUACGUGCUGACUUACGAUCAUCAGAUUGUUAAUCUCCCUACCUCUCUUCCAACUCCUCUGUAUGUUGCGAAUCGCUAUGCCGAACGCGGGCGCAAUACCUACGCUCGUCUUUCGUAUAAUAAUACAAGCCUUUGUAAUAUACGUGUGAACGCGUAG